GAUAGACUCACUCCGAGCUGCUGUGAAUCGAACAGUUUCCCCCUUCGCAUAAGUCAACAACGGCUGACAUCGUGCCCAACAAGAGGAUUGCAGGCAUGGAAAAAGACCACGUCCAAAUCAUCACGCUGAGCGACGACGAACGUCGUAAAGGCAAGUACUCUCAGUUGACGCUCCAGAAGGCCCUCGAGGCGAUGCACCAGGAGGGACUCGUCGUCCUCAAGGGCGUGAUCGACGUCAAACACAUCAACGCUUUGAACGAGAAGAUGUGCGCGGAAGCCGACAAGAAAAGAGCAGAUCCGGAUCAGAUAUACAAUCAUGCGGUCAAAUCCAACUUCCUCCAACGUCCACCCGUCACAGAUGCCACCUAUCUCUUCGAGGACGUUUACUUCAACCCGUUCCUCCUUCAACUAGCCAAUGCGUACCUCGGCCACACACCUAUAUGGACCUGGCUGACCUCGAACGUCGCGCUCUCCCAUACCUCGGGCAUGCGCCAACCGCCCCAUAAGGACUGCGCCUUCGCCCAUCCGCAGUAUCCGUACUACUUCAUCGCCAACAUCCCCCUGUGCGAGUUCACCAUCGACAACGGCGCGACGGAAUUCUGGCUCGGCUCGCACGCGCAGGCCAGCUACCGUGAGCAGAUCAUCGCGACCGAACCCGCACAGAUUGCAGAGUACGGUCGUCUAGGCGAACCCUUACCCGCGAUCACCGAGGAAGCCAAAGAGGCGCGCAGAGCGGUUCGGCCACCGAUCCAGCCGCCGUGCUCCCCUGGUGAUAUCAUGAUCCGUGACUUGAGACUGUGGCACGCGGGCAUGCCCAACGGGACCGAGACGCAUAGGAUCAUGAUCGGAUUGGGAUAUCAGAGCCCAUUCUACCCGAAUUCCAGGAUGCGGUGCCACCUGCCCGUAUCUCAGCGGGACUUCUUCAAGAGAUCGGCAAAGGAUAUGGUUGAGGUCCGGGCGGAUUUCUAUGAGGAUGACGAGUUCGAGACAUUGACGAAAGACACGCAUUUUGAAUUGAGGCCGGAUUACUUGGAAUGAAUCCCUU
Molecule: messenger RNA, 1044 nt
Organism: Exophiala xenobiotica
Lineage: Eukaryota; Fungi; Ascomycota; Eurotiomycetes; Chaetothyriales; Herpotrichiellaceae
Exons: 4
Coding region: 96-1037 (313 amino acids)
Source: RefSeq, a predicted model, not a curated record